Molecule: messenger RNA, 1881 nt
Organism: Thermochaetoides thermophila DSM 1495
Lineage: Eukaryota; Fungi; Ascomycota; Sordariomycetes; Sordariales; Chaetomiaceae
Product: DNA polymerase-like protein
Exons: 2
Coding region: 1-1881 (626 amino acids)
Biological process (GO): double-strand break repair via nonhomologous end joining
Cellular component (GO): nucleus
Molecular function (GO): DNA binding; DNA-directed DNA polymerase activity
Source: RefSeq, a predicted model, not a curated record
AUGUCUGCCCUUGAUCAUCCCAACUCCCUCGCCAGGACGCUCAACUUCCCUAUCAUCUUCCUCCUGCCCACACACCUUAGCGCCGACGAGCUAGAGGAACUCGAGGAGCAAAUUCCAACCCUAACUAAUGACAUAAACGAAGCUGAAGUCAUUCUGGGCAAGAUCUUCCGGAAGGAGCGUGCUUUGUUCGAGCUCAGAAAGCUCAAACUUGCCACAGAAGAGAUACAGCGGACGGGCGAUGAGCGCCCGACGGCAAGAUCCCCAGCUCACAAGCGCGCCAAGCUGACGAGAUCAGUUACCCACAGCUCUGGCAUCGGUUCAGACACACUAGACUCAGAUACAACUGCUUCGGUAUCCGAUGCCGAGAUUCAACGCCGCUUAGCCGGUCCAGGCCCUGCCGAGCAGACGGUCAGGGUCGUAAGGCUGGCUUGGUUCACCGAAUCCAUCAAAGCUGGAAAGGUGCUUCCUACUAGAGAUUACCUUCUCUAUGAGGGUAGAAAGCUACGCGCGGCUCCUGCAAAGCAAAGAGAGAAAACCUCUCCCGCGUCCUCGGAGAAGUCAGUUGAGGUUAUGAAGCGCGCCCGGGCCGAUGCGGAAUUUUCUCCAGGAGAAGGUUUCCGGCCACCAUCAUCUCAAGGAAGAAGGGGAGAGACAUAUUCUAGUCACCCAGUCAAGCGCCCUCCUUUGGUCAGGCAGACGACAUCAGAGCACGAGAUAGACACCCAACUACCCCCGAUCCCAGAUUAUCUUCACACCACAUACUCGUGUCAACGGCCAACACCAGUGAAUCCGCCAAACGAGUCGUUUAUAAAGGAGCUUGAAAAGAUCAAGACGGCCAGGACCCUGAUGGGUGACCGGAUUGGCGUGCGGGCGUAUUCGAGCGCCAUUGCAACCAUCGCCGCCUACCCCUAUGCGUUCAAGACUGCACAAGAGGUGGCGCGAUUACCCGGAUGCGGGGCCAAGAUCGCGCAGUUAUUUCAAGAGUUCAAGGACACGGGCCAGAUCGCCGAGGCCAAUGAGGACGACUCGAACCCCAGACUUGCUGUGCUUAAGCUCUUUUACGAGAUCUGGGGCGUUGGAGAGACGACAGCCCGGAGUUUUUACAACAGGGGUUGGCGCGACCUGGACGAUAUCGUCGAGUAUGGCUGGGAUAGCCUGACUCGUGUACAGCAGAUUGGUGUCAAGUACUACGACGAGUUCAAGCAGGGCAUCCCGCGGGAAGAGGUCGAGCGCAUAGCAAACACAAUUCUAGAGCAUGCCAACGCGCUACACCCGGGUUUCGAGAUGGUCAUCGUGGGCGGCUACCGACGUGGGAAACUGAAGAGCGGCGACGUGGAUGUCGUGCUCAGCCACCGUGAUGAAAACGCUACGCACAAUUUUGUCGAGCGCAUCAUUGUGCGUCUCGAGGAAGCCGGAUAUAUUACACACACUCUGACUUUGAGUACAGCCAACUCGGAGCGCGGCCAGAUACCGGUCAACUGGAAGGGAGACGAUCGAAGAGGGGCAGGCACCGGGUUUGACACCCUCGACAAAGCGCUAGUGGUAUGGCAAGAUCCGGUAUGGACGACAGGCGAAAAGAAGAACCCCAACCCGCAUCGGCGGGUUGACAUCAUCAUCAGUCCGUGGAAGACGGUCGGUUGUGCGGUGCUGGGUUGGAGCAGCGGUACGACGUUCCAACGCGACCUGCGGCGCUACUGUAAGCGCGAGAGGGCGCUUAAGUUUGACAGCAGCGGCAUCCGCAGCCGUGUAGAUGGGUCGUGGGUAGAUCUUGAGAGCGGGCCGAACGGCGAGCCGGCUCCCGACAUGCUGACAGCCGAGAAACGGGUGUUUGAGGGGCUCGGCCUGGUGUGGCGGCCGCCAGAAGAACGUUGUACAGGAUAG